GCUUAAUGCUCGGUCUAGAUAUAUUAUGUCUAUGGUUUAGGAAUUGAGUGAACACGUCGGCACUUUUAGGUUAUUCGGAAGUGCAUUUGUCGCUAUGGGUAGGGCAUGUUGCGUCUUGGGAUGUCCUUCAGGAGGAGAUGCUCCGUCUCAUCAAAUCCCCAAAAACCCAGUUCUCUUCCAGAAGUGGAAAAACAUGAUUUAUUCUGAGAAAAUUCAACAUCUGACCGAUGAACAAAUAAGCAAGUGUGCCGUGUGUUAUCGGCAUUUUGCUGACAAUGACUAUCUGGUAACCUUCAGAGUGAGGAAAUUAAAACGCGGCAUUAUACCUUCUUUAAAUUUACCAAACAAACUGACUUCUGACGUGAUUAAGAUAGAACCGCAAAUAUCGGCUACGAGCAUGAGCACAUUUACUACGAACGAAGUAAUGGAAAGUCAAAAAUUAACGGGAGUACCGGAAACGGCUCAGAAUGUACCAUUUCCGGAUACUCCAGAGAAAAAUAAAUUCUGCUUAUUCGAUCGACCGCAGACUUUACCGAACAAACAUAUCAAACGAACUAACUCGACAGCAGAAAUGUUUAAAUUAAAUUGUCGAGAAAAGGCGUCAAGAAAGAAACAAGUAAAGUCGACUGCAAUGCACUCGUCUUUGCUUCGAUGCAAACAACAAGCCAAGCAAUAUGAAAAAACGCCUACGAUACAAAAGCUAUUGUCUUUUCUCACAAUUCCCGAAAUCACUUUCAUUAAAACCAGAAUACGGAAGUCAAAAUACUCGCCAAAGGUAUACGUAAAAGUGUACCACAAUAUUGCCAAGAGAAAGGCCCUUGGCUUUGGUCAGUUAUAAAGUCUAAUGAUUUACCGCGAAUCGCAAAGAGAACCUAACAAUAAAAACGCAAAUCGUAUUGUCUUCUAUUUUUGAUACCUUAUGAGAAGCAAAUCGUGCCAUGUGUUACUUGUAUUUAUAUCGGCAAGAAAGAGUUAAUUUCAUUAUAAUACGUGCAAUAAUAUUGUAUAAUAAUGUAAAUUGUAGAAUAGUAAUGCAAAGUAACAUGUAUAGCCUCACGAUUACUAUCGCUUUCAUACACCUAGUUAUAUUAUUUUAAAAGAAAUCUAAUUAAAAAUAUUGUAUACUUGCAAUUUCUCUUGCGUACACAAGGUAUCAUUUAACUUUUAUUUCUUGAAAUAAGACAAAUGCUUUGUCUAGGAUCUUACUGUAUAGUAAUGUUGUAAUUGACAAGUUUGGCCACUGUACAGACAAGACAGUUCAAGCGGUAAAUGUUGGGUGCAAAAUUCUAAUAUUAUGUCGAUACAAUAGUAGUUUUACUGUAUUUUUAAAAACGAAUACAUGAAAUAUACAUUUAUAAUUAUAUGUAUGUAUAAUUAGUAGAAGGAUUGUAUUAUUCUCUGAAUAGAUCUUUGAAUGCUAUCUUAUCACUAACGA
This is a messenger RNA of Vollenhovia emeryi, 1435 nucleotides long. RefSeq lists its product as uncharacterized. The coding region runs from base 95 to 838 and encodes 247 amino acids. The record is from RefSeq and is a predicted model, not a curated record. NCBI's taxonomy places the organism in Eukaryota, Metazoa, Arthropoda, Insecta, Hymenoptera, Formicidae. The transcript is spliced from 2 exons.